ACAUAUCGGAAGAAAAACAAGAAGAACCACAAAAUAAAUGUAAAACGCACGUUUUUCUGUUUACGCUACAGUUAAACUUAAAAUAUUUGUUCGUCCAAAGCAAUUUAUCCUACUCUCACUGUCAGUUAUUCAUUAUAUUGUUUUCAAAGCUUAGGGCAUUUGGGUUAUGGCUGGUUUGGAGAUUUUGGUGGGAACGUACGAAGAGUUUAUCGUAUGUUACCGUGCGGAGCCCUUACGAACGGACCCGGAGAAGCUAUACCUUAAGGAAUCGUUUGCUGCUCAUCUGCACACCUCGUCUGUGCGAUCGGUAGCUUCCCACGGCAGAUAUGUAGCUACUGGCGGAGCUGAUGAUCGAAUCUGCCUGUUGGACAUGCGAGAGGGAACGAAGGUGACGGAGUUCCUGCAUCACGAUGGGACGAUAAACGCACUUGUUUUCUCGGAUGAUGGGAGCCACCUUUUCUCCGGUAGCAACGAUGGUAGUAUGACGGCGAUCAAUAUGUCCAAAUUGGCCGUCGAUAAGACGUGGAAAAGCGCCCACAAAACUGCUGUACAAAGUAUCUCCAUUCACCCUCAUGGUAAGAUGGCACUUUCAUUGGGCAGCGAUAUGACGCUAAAAACAUGGGAUCUAAUAACGGGUCGUGCUCUGUUCACGACUGCGUUGAACAAAAAUAGCAAGUAUGGACGAGUGCUUGCCGACGUACAGUGGUCUCCGGAUGGAGAGCAUUUCGCACUCCUCGGUAACCGGGUGGUUGAUAUCAUCAGUAUCGAGACAACGCGUUCCGUUAGGUUGCUGGAGUAUGACUCGAAACCUACCGCCAUGUGUUGGUUAUCGGCUGAAGAAAUUGCGGUUGGUUUGGAGAAUGGAGCUCUAGUAAUUGCCAACAUCCACGAAGAGGAGCAGCAAGAAAAGCUGCAGAUCUACGAUUCACGAUUGAAGGCAAUUUCCUGUCUGGGGAAUUACAUUGCGACCGCUUCUAGCGCGGGCGACGUGUCGCUAUGGCAUCUGGAUGGGGUCGAUUUCAUUCAAAUUUGCACUCAACAGAUUGGCUGCCGUCCGAUAUGCUUAGCACUAAUAAACACUGGUAAGCCGCUGCGGCAAGACAGCGUACAGGAGACGGCGGAAAGCACGUUGAACACUGCAGCAUCAAAGAAUAAAGCACAGAUGCCGGCACGCAGUAUCGCAUCGAAGGUAGUUAAAGAAAUGGCAUAUGUGAGCGUAGAAACGGAAGAUCCUGUUCAGAUAGCUUCGGCCAACCGGUUGAAGGAUCGAUCGUUAAAUAAGCGAAAGCGGGCUGCUUUAAAGAAGGAUAUUAAACCAGCAGACAGGCGCGUCAAAUCGAGCGGAUUCAUUGAGGAACCAGCGGACGAUGUUAUAGAGCCCAGCAAGGCCGAUAAUCUGGUAGAAGCAAAGAAAAAGAAAAAGCUUAAAACGUGAGAAAUAUGAGAACUUUGAAAUAAAAAAAAAACUUUUCAUUCAAUAAA
Molecule: messenger RNA, 1482 nt
Organism: Anopheles arabiensis
Lineage: Eukaryota; Metazoa; Arthropoda; Insecta; Diptera; Culicidae
Product: p21-activated protein kinase-interacting protein 1-like
Exons: 2
Coding region: 167-1435 (422 amino acids)
Molecular function (GO): protein binding
Source: RefSeq, a predicted model, not a curated record